CUUUCCUGCUCAAGUAACACAUCAGCCAUUGAGGAUAAGUUGAAGACAUCAAAGCUAUAGGCGGCUGCUCCAUCAGAAGACAGCCCCUAAUAAUUACUAUUUGGUUUCCUGUCGGGUCCGUGCGGCUUCAUGCUCGGUUACAGCGGAGGCGUUUGAGUCUGUCGGCGUGUGUGCAGCGCCAGGUGUCGGCCAGAGAGUGUGGGAAAAUGCCAUCUUUUUCAUGGAGGGUUUGGCCUGCACUUUUGUUGCUCCUCUUCCCUUCCACUGUGGCUGCCGAAGAGUCGUCACUACUGGAAGGCUGGCAAGAUGUCUGGUUCUUCCGCUUCCUCGUCAACAUGCUGGGUUACUCCACCAUCAUCAUCCCGGGCUACCUCCUCAUUAGCUAUUUCAAGCGCAUCAAUUACUUAGAAACAGGUAGUGGGAUUUGCUUCCCUAUCAUAAAGACCUGUGUGUUCGGCAGUGAUGCCAAAACAGGUCUGUUGGAUGACGUGCCAGUUGCCAUCAGGAACGAGGGUGAUUCAGGAUCGUCAGUCAAACAGGUCAUCAAAUUGAUCUUUUGUGCUGCUGGACUGCAGGCAUCGUACCUGACAUGGGGAGUCCUGCAGGAGAGGGUAAUGACUCGUGCGUAUGGAGCCACGACUCCAGAGGAGGAAGGUGAGAAAUUCAAGGACUCGCAGUUCUUGGUCUUCAUGAACCGUAUCCUGGCUCUGACCGUGUCAGGCCUGUGGUGCCUCCUGUUCAAACAACCUCGCCACGGGGCGCCCAUGUACAAGUACUCCUUCGCCUCGCUGUCCAACAUCCUGAGCAGCUGGUGUCAGUACGAGGCCCUCAAGUACAUCAGCUUCCCCACUCAAGUCCUGGCCAAGGCCUCCAAAGUCAUUCCUGUCAUGCUCAUGGGUAAGAUCGUCUCCCACAAGAGCUACGAAUACUGGGAGUACUUUACCGCCAUGCUGAUCUCAGUGGGUGUCAGCAUGUUCCUGCUGUCCAGCACGUCCAGCAAGCACCCAUCCACCGUCACCACCUUCAGCGGGAUCCUCAUCCUCAUCGGCUACAUCGUCUUCGACAGCUUCACCUCCAACUGGCAGGACAACCUGUUCAAGCACAAGAUGUCGUCUGUGCAGAUGAUGUUCGGGGUAAACCUGUUCUCCUGCCUCUUCACUGUCGGCUCGCUGCUGGAGCAGGGUGCCUUCUUCGACUCGCUGGCCUUCAUGACUCGCCACUCCGAGUUUGCCUUUCAUGCCGUGUUGCUGUCCGUGUGCUCGGCGUGCGGCCAGCUCUUCAUCUUCUACACCAUCAACCAGUUUGGUGCCGCGGUCUUCACCAUCAUCAUGACCCUGCGGCAGGCCAUCGCCAUCCUCCUCUCCUGUUUCCUCUACGGUCACGCCAUCACCAUGGUUGGUGGCUUCGGUGUCGCUGUAGUAUUCUUGGCACUUUUCCUACGGGUGUACGCACGUAGCCGCAUGAAGUCAGGCCGGCGGCCAGCACAGCCGCUCGGACAGAAGGUGUAGUGCUCCGAAGCCGCACCAGACUAGGACCUGAGGCCACGUUUUCUGUGGUGCUUUUUUUUGUCUGUUUGUGUGUAUCUGUUGGGUUUGUUUUUUGUUUUUUUUUUUACUGCUCUUUUCCAUUUGUUUUUAUUUUUGUCAGCAGUGGUAUAGAAAGGGAUUCUGCAGUUUUGACUCUUACACCAAGAUGCCCCUAAGGGGUCCAUGUGAUUUGUCAGGUCAGCAGUCACAGAACUUUUGAGUGCCUGUAAGAUUGUCUGAUACACGGGUCCCAAACCAUAAACUGUGCAAACUGCCUCCUCACCUCUUUCACAGUUAAACAGUAGAGUAUCCUAAACCACCAGACAUGGCUUGUGUGUCAACUUAUUCCAAAUAUUGGACAAGACUGUCACCUAAUGUAAAGACUUUCUAUCCGUUGAGGUAUCUUUCAGUCACCAUAGCCACAUGCUUAUCUCACAGUCCUCCAUGUUGGAGAGCAGGGGCCUUUUAUGUGUCUUAACGCGGGAUUUUAUCUUUUUAAAGCUGUAAACAUAGCCAGAACACAUGGUGCAUAUUUUACUAUUUAAUUUUAGGUGUAUUAACAUGUAACAUAGGCUACCAUCUGUAAUAAAGGGUGGUAAAUAGCUUGUGUAAUAAAGCGCACUACUUACAAAUUGUAUAAUUUACAAUCACUGAAGCAGAUGCUGAUGUUGGUACUUUUUGCACCGCAUUAUUUUAAGGGUUUUUUUUUGGGUUACAGUCUUUACUUCAUAUUAUGAAAUCGGGCUAGAAAUGUAAUAGAAUAUUAUCUCUACGCCAUUGUUUAUUUUCAGGCAACUUGUCUGUUGUGUACUUUUUUAAAAGGACUGCUUCAAGUGUUUAUUACAUGUGAGUGUUUGGAAGAAUACUGAAUGGAUGAUGAUGAUGAUGUCGUCAUAGGGUGUGAAAAUACUUUUG
This is a messenger RNA of Chelmon rostratus (copperband butterflyfish), 2441 nucleotides long. RefSeq names its product solute carrier family 35 member B2 (gene slc35b2). The coding region runs from base 207 to 1508 and encodes 433 amino acids. Gene Ontology annotation, biological process: transmembrane transport. The record is from RefSeq and is a predicted model, not a curated record. Gene Ontology annotation, cellular component: Golgi membrane; endoplasmic reticulum membrane. The transcript has 4 exons. Gene Ontology annotation, molecular function: 3'-phosphoadenosine 5'-phosphosulfate transmembrane transporter activity. NCBI's taxonomy places the organism in Eukaryota, Metazoa, Chordata, Actinopteri, Chaetodontiformes, Chaetodontidae.